Molecule: messenger RNA, 1610 nt
Organism: Sphaeramia orbicularis (orbiculate cardinalfish)
Lineage: Eukaryota; Metazoa; Chordata; Actinopteri; Kurtiformes; Apogonidae
Gene: tmem88bl
Product: transmembrane protein 88b-like
Exons: 3
Coding region: 243-764 (173 amino acids)
Cellular component (GO): plasma membrane
Molecular function (GO): PDZ domain binding
Source: RefSeq, a predicted model, not a curated record
GGAUUUGCGCGCUCCCCCAGCCGCACAGAGCCUUCUUCACAUCAGCAUCACUUCAGCAGCGCAGGCUCCAACUCACAGGUGCUUUUCUCCGCUGCUGUUUGAAAGAACCUGUUUAAUUCUGUUCCAAGUGUUUAUUUUAUUUAAUUUUUUUUCCCCAUCAUUACAAAACACGACAUCUGGUACUUGAAGGAUUUCAAGAAAUUCACCAUAAAGACAAACCGGAUUUAGCCGCUGGAGGCAGGAUGUGUGGCAUGGACGUGGACCUGGAUGAUGGCGGUUCAGGCGAGGAGGAAAAAGAGGAGGAGAUCUGGAUUGGGGAGGGGGUGAAGAUGCUGCCCCCUCCCGUGGCCCACAGUGGGGGCACCGCGUGGGGCAGUCGCAGGGGCCGGUGUGGCUGCCUGGUCUGGGGAGCGGUCCUGGUCCUGUGGAACCUGAGCAUCGUCUUAGCCAGCACUGUGCUCCUGGCUCUGGUCUUCUCUGUGGUACUGCUGCCGGCGAUGCUGCUGCUGUACGCCGGUUUCCUCUGCCACUCCAGGGUCCUUGACGCCCCCUCAGCCAUCUGCCAUUACCUUGACGACAACAGCUGCUCCGCCCUCAUCAUCCUCGGCUUUGUGAUGAUGUCGCCUCUCGUGGUUGUGGCGGCGGCAGUGUUUUGCGGGCUGCUGCGAAAGUUUCGAGUGCUGCUCCUCAUUCAGCCGAUCACACGAGCCUGGUACAGAGGUCGGAUACUGGACUGGGUGGGCAGCGUCCACGCCUGGGUCUGAGUGAGACGGUACCGGAGCUGCUGAGGGACAGACAUGUCAGCAAGCAGCAGCAACUUAGAUCAGGACAAAUUCAACAGGAUGGAUAUACAGUAUGGUAGACAAAAUAAAAGAGCACAGAUUAGAAAAUCAGUCUUUAGUUUCUGGAGUUGAUGUCAGUUUUUCUCAACACAGUAUUAGACUCAAUGAAGCCCCUUUUCCACCAAAAAUCCCAGGAACUUUUAUUAUCAGGAAUUUAUUUACCUGGGUAAAGAAAUUCAGGGUAAUCUGUGUGGUUCGUGUUUCAACUGCAUCUCAAAGUUCCCGGAAAUUUAUUCAAAUUUGGCUCAGUCGUUUCCAGUCACCGACUCGAAGUCCUGUUGAAUUUCUUUUGAGCAUGUUCAGCAAAUACCUUCAGUGAGGUCCAGGGUCUUUUAAGCAUGUUCGGACAGACAAAUGAUUGUCAUGCAUUUGUAGGAGUGAGCUGCAUACACUGAAAAAAACAUAUUUGUACAAUGGAGCUGGUCAUCUGUACACUUUUUGUAGCUUCUCCUUUUUUGCUCCAUUUUCCAAAUGAUCAAAACUCAAACAAAGUGAAGUUUGUAGAAAUGGAAUAAACAAGUUUGUAGCUAUACACUGGCUUAACCUUUGUGGGUGAAUGUAAGUGCAGAACGCUGCAAGUGAGUUCCAUCUAUCAGCGCUCUCCAGCACAAGAUUUCCUGGGAAUCUGAAAAGUCCUACCCUCCUACUAGGAACUAUUUUCAGGGAAAGUUUAAGGUUGAGGAAAAAUUUUUUACCUGGGUAACUUUGGUGGAAAUGCACUGAGGUUUUUCAAAAAUUCUGGGUAAAGUUCCUGGGAAAGUUCCUGUG